AUGGUUAGAACACGAGGUCUACAUCGUGUGGUGGGCACAGGUAGAGGCAGAGACCUUAGUCAGGAUGUGGCUGAGAAUGUUCCUCGCCGUCGUAGGCCCACUGCCUCAGCACGUAGGCAACAGGUUACCCAGAGAGUCGAGGAUGUUCCUCAGUUUCCUAAGGAUGUUCCUCAGUUGGCUGAGGAUGUGCCUCAUGCGUCUGAUGGUAGCCCAGAGAGGACAGGAGCCGCCGAUGGUGCUGAGUCUGAUCGAGUGGCUAGUGAUGGGACAAUUGCUGAUGAUGAGGGGUUCCCCGGUGGGCCACGCGAUCCAUCUGUUUUGAUAGGAUUUGCUGAUCAUGUGGCACACAACAUAUGGCGUGGACAGGAGCAACCCGAUCUCAUGUUGGUCUCCCAUGGUAGGAAAGUAGAUAAAUUUGGGAGACCGGCUGCUGAGAUCGAAGGUAUCAUUGCGGCCACCGGAUUAGAUCCAUUGAUCAGGUGUUCUGUGAUCACCACUGAUCCUGGACUCAUAUCCGCCUUUGUUGUGAGGUGGCAUAGUGAGACGAGCAGCUUCCACCUCCCAGUAGGGGAGGUGACGAUCACUCUAGACGACGUUUCGUCGCUCCUGCAUAUCCCGAUUACUGGAGCGCUGCAUUCAUUCGGGCCACUAGCUACAUCUGACGCAGUUGCGCUGUUGACGGAGCUACUUGAGGUCACCCCAGACGAGGCUACAGCUGAGACACGUCAGGCAGGUGGGCCUCAUGUUCGGUUGUCCUAG
Glycine soja is the source of this 759-nucleotide messenger RNA. RefSeq names its product protein MAIN-LIKE 1-like. The coding region runs from base 1 to 759 and encodes 252 amino acids. NCBI's taxonomy places the organism in Eukaryota, Viridiplantae, Streptophyta, Magnoliopsida, Fabales, Fabaceae. The record is from RefSeq and is a predicted model, not a curated record. The transcript is spliced from 2 exons.